AUGCAAGAGGCUGACACAUCGCGACGGCCAUCGAAGUCUCUGAUGGAUAGGGUGAAGACUAGCUGUUUAUCCAUGGCAGUCACUUUUAAGGAAGGGCUUAGCUACGUCAAAGCCUUUUUUGUUGGCCAGACAAAGAGGUUGACGGCCAAGAACGAGAAAGAAGCUACGGAAGCUCAUCUAACAGAGACCAAAAUGCAAGUUGAUGCAACCGAUGAAGCAGAGAACGCCAAGAAGAGGCUUCAUCAAUCUUAUUAAUGUUUUUGAUAAUUAAUUAAAUGUGUUUUUACUGAUUUUAAGAGAAUGUCUUCUUAAUAUUUCGUUUGAAGAAACCACUAAAUUCUAUGAAUAUACUCCCAAUUUUCAAGAGAGAUUUCAUUGUAGACACUCCUCUAAACUCGACUUUUAUAUUUGUAUACGACUUCUUUCUUUAUUAAACACAUAAUACAAAAAC
This is a messenger RNA of Eruca vesicaria subsp. sativa (arugula), 451 nucleotides long. The record is from the annotation of a GenBank genome assembly. NCBI's taxonomy places the organism in Eukaryota, Viridiplantae, Streptophyta, Magnoliopsida, Brassicales, Brassicaceae.